AUGGUAACAGUAAUUCAGAAAAUAAAUAACAAUACAGUAGCAUAUGAUCCAAUGAGCACUCUCAAAAUUUCAAUCAAUGGUGGGAAGGACAGCUGUUAUAAUAUGAUGCAGUGUGUUGCUGCUGGGCAUCAGGUUGUUGCUCUAGCCAAUUUAAGACCUGCUGAAAACACAGGGCAGACUGAUGAAUUGGACAGCUAUAUGUACCAGACAGUAGGACACCAUGCCAUUGACCUAUAUGCUGAUGCAUUGGAUUUGCCACUCUACCGUGGUUUCAUAAAAGGUACUAGUGUAAAUACUGGAAGAGUGUAUACCACGUGUCAGGAGGAUGAGGUUGAAGACCUUUACAACCUCAUGAAACUUGUUAAGGACAAAGAAGGAGUGGAGGGUGUAUCUGUGGGAGCCAUUCUUUCUGACUACCAGAGAGUUCGAGUUGAAGAUGUAUGCAGAAGGCUUAAUCUUCAGCCUUUAGCUUACCUUUGGCGUCGGAACCAGGAGAUAUUGCUUAAAGAAAUGAUAUCAUCUAACAUUCAAGCCAUAAUCAUAAAAGUGGCAGCUUUUG
This is a messenger RNA of Cariama cristata (Red-legged seriema), 559 nucleotides long. Its product is annotated as diphthine--ammonia ligase-like. The transcript has 5 exons. The annotation marks the transcript as partial. The record is from RefSeq and is a predicted model, not a curated record. Gene Ontology annotation, molecular function: diphthine-ammonia ligase activity. Lineage: Eukaryota; Metazoa; Chordata; Aves; Cariamiformes; Cariamidae. Gene Ontology annotation, biological process: protein histidyl modification to diphthamide.